Micropterus salmoides (largemouth bass) is the source of this 4155-nucleotide messenger RNA. It is a transcript of the gene fbxo10, whose product is annotated as F-box protein 10. The record is from RefSeq and is a predicted model, not a curated record. The coding region runs from base 230 to 3181 and encodes 983 amino acids. The transcript has 11 exons. Gene Ontology annotation, biological process: regulation of apoptotic process; protein ubiquitination; ubiquitin-dependent protein catabolic process. Gene Ontology annotation, molecular function: protein binding. NCBI's taxonomy places the organism in Eukaryota, Metazoa, Chordata, Actinopteri, Centrarchiformes, Centrarchidae.
UUUGUUUCGUUGUGUCUUGCCGUAAACUGGAAGCAAUUGAACUCCAUUUCGAUGGCACAUCUACAGUCAUAAUGGAUUGUUGAGAACUGUGGAUGCAGUGAGGAAAAAGUCGCUGUCGCAGACAUGUAAGGCUGGAUAGAUAGAUAGGUAGCGGAUUCUUCUAACUAUGGCAAACUGGUGAAAGGUGGCCCUUCCGUCACGGUGCUCCCCAGCCGGCGUCUCUGCUGCCAUGGAGGUGGGCAGCCUCCCUGUGGAGCUGUGGAGGGUUAUCUUAGCCUACCUGCCUCUCCCUGACCUGGGCCGCUGCUGCCAGGUGUGCCGUGCCUGGCGGGAGCUCAUCCUCUCUCUAGACAACACCCGCUGGAGACAACUCUGCUUAGGCUGCCGUGAGUGCAGACAUCCCAACUGGCCCAGUCAGCCCCAUCUGGAGCCCCCAUCCUGGAGAGAGGCCCUGAAGCAGCACGCCCUAGCCACCCGUACCUGGACUCAAAAUGGCCCAGAGCUCCAGUCUUCUGCCUGCCUCCUGUUUUUCCGUCGUAGAAAAGACCGCAGGGUUUGGCAUGUGGGGCCUGGAUGUGAGUUUGAGACUCUACGUGGGGCACUUGGGGUGGCGGGGCCAUAUGACCGUGUGCUUCUCCAUCCAGGGGUGUAUGAGGAGCAGGCUGAAAUGGCGCUGAAGGUGCCUGUGGAGCUGGUUGGGCUGGGACAAUUGGGCGAGGUGGCCCUCCUGGUGUGUAUGGAGCAGCAGUGCCCUACUGCCAGGCUGUGUAAUCUGGUGUUCAUGCCACCCUGGUUCACCACUGUGGUCUACAAGACCUCAUGGGGUCACGUACAGCUAGACAACUGCAACUUUGAGGGGGCUCAGUUGCAAAUUCGCGGCCCAGGAACCUGCCAGGCUCGCUUCUGCUCCUUCUCACAGGGCAGCUCAGCCCACUUGCUGGGCAUUGUCCUCAGUUUAUUUGACAGCUGUGACUUCUCUGGAAGUGACACGGCUUCUGUGACAGUUGAAGGUCCUCCGGUUUCAGAAAGGAGUUGGGCUUGCAAACACUUGGCUGCCCUGGCCAGGACAUUGCCAUCAUGCAGCGCAUCCAGGAAUGACAAUAGUCCUCCCAGUGGCCUUCUGGCUGGCUCCACUGGUGGGCAUCAACCUCCAGGCACUAAUGUUAAAAAUGAACAUGUGACCAUAGAAGACUGGCAGAGGAGGACUGGGGUAGAUGCAGUGUGUCAGGGCACGGUGAUUGAAGACUGCUGGAGUGAUGGUGACCGCAGCGAGGGAGAGGAGCAGAACCAAGAUGGAGGAGGAACUAAGAACACCCCGUUUACACUGGAUUACAAAAUUCCAUGUGACCAUCAUGGCCUAUCCCAUCUGCUCAAACCCCGGCCAGAUGGCUCUCUGCCACUGGCCUCCUCCCCGAAUCCCCCAUCUGUGACCCCUGAACCCCUCACCCUUCAGCAAGAACUAGACAGGGACCCGGAAGCUCAGAUGUUGGCAGCAUCCACCUUUGGCUGUAUCCUCAGACGCUGCCUCUUCAGGGAAGGGAAGGGUGGCGUGCAUUUGUCUAAUUACGGACAAGCUCGGCUGGAGGGCAAUGUUUUCCGUGGGCUAAACUAUGCCGUCCGCUGCAUCCAGAACUCCACGAUAGUGAUGCUGAGAAACGAGGUGUGUGAGUGCCGUGCAUCAGGUGUGUUCCUGCGCCUCUCUGCUCACGGCCUCAUCGCAGAAAACAACAUCCACUCGAAUGGGGAGGCGGGGCUGGACAUCCGGAAAGGGGCUAACCCCAUCAUUGUGUGCAACAAAAUACACAGUGGUUUGCGUUCAGGGCUUGUUGUGCUUGGCAAUGGGAAGGGUUCAAUUCGGAGCAACCACAUCUAUAACAACAAGGAAGCAGGCGUGUAUAUUCUCUUCAGUGGGAAUCCUGUGGUCAGUGGGAAUCACAUCUUCCAGGGCCAGGCAGCAGGGAUAGCUAUAAAUGAGAAUGGCAGAGGGAUUAUAACAGAGAAUGUGAUCAAAGAGAACCAGUGGGGGGGGGUGGACAUCCGCAGAGGAGGAGACCCCAUCUUGAGGAACAACUACAUCUGUUAUGGUUACUCAGACGGCAUUGUGGUGGGAGAGAGAGGCCGCGGACUAAUUGAGGGAAACCACGUCUACUGUAACAGAGGCUGUGGUGUGUGGGUUAUGUCGUCCAGCCUCCCACAGCUUCUGGGAAACUACAUCACCCAUAACUGUAUGUACGGACUGGCAGUGUUUUGCAGGAAGGACCCGGAGAACAUCGAGGCCAGAGAGGGGAAUUGGCCGGGACAGGAAGGGAUUGGGGGAGACGGAGGUAGUGGGGAAAGGAGGGGGGUAGAGGGAGAAGGGAGAGAAGGGCAGGAGAACUUGAAUGAAGAGGGGGAGCUGUUUGCAUGGGAGAGUGAUCUGGACAGUGAGGAUGAGCGCCACUCUGCCCGUCGUUCCAUCAGUGUGGCCCUGGUGGAGAGCAACUGCAUGACCUACAAUGGAGCGGUCGGUCUGUACGUGAAGAGCAGUGAACCCCUGAAUGUUUUUGCUAACCUCCUAAACAGUAACCGUGGCACUGGCAUUGCUGUGCUGCAGAGCAGUCAGCUGACCCGCCUGGUUACAAACUGCGUUCUUGAAAACGGUCGGGGUGGCGUUACGGUGGAGAAAGACUGUCGAGUAGAGCUUCGUGGUAACGGCAUCUAUAAAAACAGUGGCCACGGUGUCAGUUUCAGCGGUAGUGGGCAGAUUGUGGAGAAUGAUGUGGUUGGAAACCGUGGAUAUGGGAUCCAAGUCUCUGGCGGUGCUGACAUCAAGGUAUUGCGCAACCGUGUCCAACCAGCACAGGGCUGUGGCAUUGCUGUGCAAGGGCCAGUAAAAGGUGUUAUCCAUGACAAUCUCUUGUUCCAGGGCCACCCGGGAAACAAGAAAACAUUGCUACAUAUGGAUCCUGGUAAUGACAGCUGUGUAUUGCGCAACAACAGUGUCCUAAGGCAUAAUAACAGCUUUACAUCUGCUCCUCCCUGGGUUUUGGAAAGCCCUCCACCUCGUCCAUUGGCCAGCUCCCCUUCUGGCCUCGCCUCAACCCAGUAUCCUUCACGACUUGGAAUUUCUAUGACAACCAGGAUCAGCGCCACUGUAGAAAACGGUUGCCAUAGCGGCAGCAUGUUCUGCUCUAUCCUGUGAAUACUGGCAAGCACUUGGAAAUCAAUGAGGUCAAGAUAAACCAAGAUGUCAACAUCUGGUCAGUUUUGACUUUGUAUUUCGUACAUUUGGGGCACUCUUGACCUUCUAAAACUGUGCGGUGGAGUUAAGAGUCAUGGAGUGAGGCUGCUCCCAGUAAAACAACUAAAGGGGCCAUCCACCUUCCAGUGCAUAAGGGUGACGGAACAUUUGUACGUUUAUGAUAUAAUUCCAGUGCACUCAUCAAAUGUAGAUUCUAGGAAACUGGAGUCCAACACAUUCAAGCAUAGUCACAGUCCUACAUCUUAAAACAAACAUUUCCAUACCGAAGCUUUAACCUUUUCAUGUCCUUUUACAAGUUGGUCUUACUUUGUUGGUUUUGUCAGUUUGCUUCUGAGACUCACUGGUUAGGAAGUGCACAUAUAAUUCCUAGCAGGAGUCAAGAGGCUUCAGAGGUGCCAGCUUCAUUUAUGCUACAAAGUAAAGCUGUGCCUUGUUUGACUUUCUAAAUCAAUCAAUGAUUGUAGCUAGGGAAGGUCAUAGUGUGAGGUGUAUAUGCAAAAAAAAAAUACAAAAAAACAAAGCCAAACUUAAGCUUCUGCCUCUUGCACAGAGCUGCUCUGUUUCCUGGUGAGUGUGUGUUUUCGUGUCCUGUCCUCCGUGUUGCUUUUAAAAUGUGAUGGAUUCCAAAGACUACCAGCAAGCUGCGGUGACACGCAACCACACAGACUCACUUGGUAAUAACCAGUUAUAGAAAGGAAAAAGUUAAAUGUGCUAUAUGUGCGGUCUACAAAUGUGCCUAUAAGUUUUGACUGUCUAAAGCUAGAUGUUUUCUGCCAUCUAGAAUUUGUUUACACACCAUUACUCCGCUUUUUUGUAUGUUGUACACUAAGCAUUAAGUAACAAUAUGUACAACUCAAAGUUCACCACUUUAUUUGUCUACAAAAUGCAUUAAUAAACAGAUCUUGUUUGUGGCA